CGCGCGAAAAUUCUGUCUAUAUCGCGAUCACCACGUGACACUGUAUUUGAUCUUAUUGUAGUUUAUCGAUCAUAUCGAUAUCUCGGUGCAAGGAAGCGUCAUCCACCGUAGAACGAUAUAUCGUUCGCUCGAUGUAAUCGUUAAAACGCAAACGGGCGCUGAUAUAUUUCCGUAGAGUGCCAUUAAACUUUUCGCGUAGUCUGCAAAUACGGCGAACAUUACGCGUCUGCUUUUUCCGUGCGUGAAAAAUUCUCGAACGGUGAACGAACCCGUGACGACAUCGAUUUCCUGGAAAUCAUCUCGCUCAUAGUUUCGAUUUAGCCGGAAGUACGUGUCAAAGUUCGACGUUGUGGAAACAGUGGGUGUGCCGUAGUUUGUCUCGCGAUGGAAACAGGAUGUGAAUCGCAGGCUCAGACGACUAAUCUGUACGAAGCUUACAACACCGCGAAAACGGAAACGAAUCUUCUGAGUCUUGAUGCAUUGUUGGCGGACCUACAAAACACUGUAUCAUCGGAGGGCAAUCAUGUCGGCAGUAAUGCAACUCCUGGUUACGGAUCAUUGAACGGUGCACGAACCACUGCGUACAGAUCGUACGAUAAUCGAACUUCUCCCCUUCCCUCGCAGUCGCCGACUUAUCAAAAUCGAGAGGCGAUAGAGGAGAACAUUGCCAAAAGCAGCGGUGGUGGCAAGAUGCCUUCUCUGAACAAUAAUCUUUCAGAGUUAGACACGCUUCUUCAAGAUCUCAGCAAUGCUCGCUACAAUGCGCACUAUCAAGAACGAGAAAAUCGCGUAUCUUCCGGAGGAAUAAACGGAGACUCUAGUCCGAUGCUUCGUUCUCCAAGCAGUAUGUCAGCCUCCAGACCCACCGUUGAUUCGUUGCUCGAAGAACUGAGCACCGCAGUACCGAACGGGGAUUAUCCUCCGGACGGAAAGGUUAAAGUGACCAUACAGGAAACAUCGACGGAGAUUCAACCCGUGUACGAUGGUUAUCCUUCCAGAGGACACGGUUCGUUGAAUCGUAGCGAGGUACAAAGAAGUUACACGAAUGGUCACACGGCCAGCAACGCAACCAAGGAACUGGACGAUUUAAUGGCGUCUCUGUCAGAAUUCAAGAUCAACAGCGGAUCCCAUCAGCAUCAGACGGUAACCGACUCUCCGUACGCGAAGCCCAACAAAGCGACGAAGAGUUCGCAAAGUCCGCUGCCACCUGAAGGCGCGCAAACUCGAAUUCAUAUCACAGAGACCCACACGACACAUCAUUAUCAGCAGCAACACGGAGAGCCGUAUCCUACGCAGCCAGCGGCUCAGACGAAACAGAAUCAGUUAGAUUCUAUGCUAGGAAACCUUCAAGCGGACAUGAGUCGCCAAGGUGUAAACACUACUCAGAAGGGCUGCUGCAGCGCCUGCGAGAAGCCUAUCGUGGGACAAGUGAUCACCGCGCUAGGAAAGACCUGGCACCCGGAACACUUCACCUGCACCCACUGCAACCAAGAGUUAGGCACGCGAAACUUCUUCGAGAGGGAGGGUCAUCCGUACUGCGAGCCGGAUUAUCAUAAUCUUUUCUCUCCCCGUUGUGCCUACUGUAACGGUCCCAUUCUGGACAAAUGCGUAACCGCUCUGGAAAAAACUUGGCACACUGAGCACUUCUUCUGCGCUCAGUGUGGCAAACAAUUUGGUGAAGAGGGAUUCCACGAGCGGGACGGCAAGCCGUACUGCAGAGAGGAUUACUUCGACAUGUUCGCUCCGAAAUGCGGUGGCUGCAAUCGUGCCAUCAUGGAGAAUUACAUAUCGGCACUAAACAGUCAAUGGCAUCCGGACUGUUUCGUGUGCAGGGACUGUAGACAAAAAUUCCAGGGAGGGUCAUUCUUUGAUCACGAAGGUUUGCCUUAUUGUGAAACCCAUUAUCAUGCGAAAAGAGGAUCUCUGUGUGCAGGAUGUCAUAAACCGAUUACAGGUCGUUGCAUAACCGCCAUGUUCCGGAAGUUCCAUCCAGAACAUUUUGUAUGCGCGUUUUGCUUAAAACAAUUGAACAAAGGUACUUUCAAAGAACAAAAUGAUAAGCCGUAUUGUCAUGGAUGUUUUGACAAGCUGUUCGGCUAAACGUUUACCGCAGAGUAUUCUUAUUUGUAACAUAACGACGAACAAGCUGUUUUGCUUGGUAUUACUUACCGUUUUAUAGAAUCCUGAUGUACACUUGGAUACAGCGCAGGUUUUUUUGCAGAAAGAAAAGUUUUUCUCCGCGUGAUUUCGACUUUAAAAGACCGAAUAUGUAAAUUUAAAAAUUUUUAAAUCUUCACAUUUACAAAUUUAUUAACCAAAAAUCAGGAUAGAACCACUUCUCCUAUGUCCUCAUUUUUUUCUGAGGAAGCCUACGAUGCUCCCCAAUGUACGUCUAUAUCUGUAGGGCAUGUAAUCGUUUUAGUCGUUAUACGAAACUAUUCACGAUCUAAGCUUAUUAUGAAUCAAAACAGCCUUUAGAGAUUUUUACAAAUCUUAACAUUAAAUAUGGUGCAAGAAUUCACAAUUAUGUAUCACGUAUUGUCGUAUAUAUCAUCAUCUUAUCUGAAGGAUAAGGUGACCGAUUAUCUGCAGUCAACUUUAUCUUCCAUUGUCCUUAAUAAGGAUUCGUUGCUAAUAUUUUCAUGGAUAUUUUGUAUCAAGUACUUUCAUCAUUGAUCAUACAACUUAAGGAUUAAUAAAAGGUGCUAACUCGUAGCUUACUUUUACUAAUAAUGUAUUUGUUAAGAGAUUUAUAUAUAAUAUAAUUGAGUACGAUAGCUGCCAAUUGAAAAAUAUUUAUAUGGAAUAUUAAAUGGUUCUUUCAUUAAAUUUGAUACAGGUUUAUAAAAUAUUUAUAGUUUUUAAAUGGAACAUAUUGUGGAAGCUACUCUUUUUAAACUGUUUGUUUCUACACGAUAUUGAAAUUACCGUUUAAGGAGCCUCUGUUAAAUAUAUAUAUAUGACAAAUACAUAACAAAAUAUAAUAAAUUAAUGAAUAAAAAUUAA
Messenger RNA from Megachile rotundata (alfalfa leafcutting bee), 3006 nucleotides. RefSeq names its product paxillin (gene Pax). NCBI's taxonomy places the organism in Eukaryota, Metazoa, Arthropoda, Insecta, Hymenoptera, Megachilidae. The record is from RefSeq and is a predicted model, not a curated record.